Molecule: messenger RNA, 2082 nt
Organism: Cynocephalus volans (Philippine flying lemur)
Lineage: Eukaryota; Metazoa; Chordata; Mammalia; Dermoptera; Cynocephalidae
Gene: CNGA1
Product: cyclic nucleotide gated channel subunit alpha 1
Exons: 8
Coding region: 13-2082 (689 amino acids)
Biological process (GO): monoatomic cation transmembrane transport
Cellular component (GO): plasma membrane; intracellular cyclic nucleotide activated cation channel complex
Molecular function (GO): intracellularly cGMP-activated cation channel activity; cGMP binding; intracellularly cAMP-activated cation channel activity
Source: RefSeq, a predicted model, not a curated record
AUUAAACUAACCAUGAAGACAAAUAUUAUCAAUACGUGGCACUCCUUUGUAAACAUUCCCAAUGUGAUUGUACCAGAUAUUGCAAAGGAAAUAAGAAGAAUGGAAAAUGGAGCAUGCAGCUCCUUUUCUGAUGAUGAUGACAGUGUCUCUAUAUCUGAAGGAUCAGAGAACGAAGACCUCCAUGCAAAAGGUUCCUUCAGAAAUAAUUCACACAGAAGGGGAGGACCAUCACAGAGGGAGCAGUACCUGCCUGGUACCAUUGCACUUUUCAAUGUUAACAACAGCAGCAAUAAGGACCAAGAACCAAAAGAAAUAAAGAAAAAGAAAAAAGAAAAGAAGAGCAAGUCAGAUGGUAAAAAUGAAAACAAAAAGGACCCAGAGAAGAAAAAGAAGAAGGAAAAGAAAGAUGAGAAGAAAAAGAAAGAGGAGCAAAGCAAAGAUAAAAAAGAAGAGGAGAAGAGAGAAGUCACAGUUAUUGAUCCCGCAGGAAACACAUAUUACAACUGGCUGUUUUGCAUCUCCAUACCUGUUAUGUACAACUGGACUAUGCUUAUUGCAAGAGCAUGUUUCGAUGAACUUCAAUCUGAUUACCUAGAAUACUGGCUCGUUAUUGAUUACUUAUCAGAUCUAGUCUAUCUUCUCGAUAUGUUUGUACGAAUAAGGACAGGUUAUCUAGAGCAAGGACUGCUGGUGAGGAAUGAACUUAAACUCAUAGAGAAAUAUAAAUCAGACGUGCAAUUUAAACUUGAUGUUCUGUCAAUGGUACCGACAGAUCUGCUGUAUUUUAAGUUGGGGUGGAACUAUCCAGAAAUUAGAUUAAAUAGGCUGUUAAGGUUCUCUCGUAUGUUUGAGUUCUUCUCGAGAACAGAAACAAGGACAAACUAUCCAAAUGUCUUCCGGAUCUCUAACCUUGUCAUGUAUAUUGUUAUAAUUAUCCACUGGAAUGCAUGUGUGUUCUACUCAAUUUCAAAAGCUAUUGGAUUUGGAAGUGAUACAUGGGUCUAUCCUGAUAUUAAUGAUCCUGAAUUUGGCCGUUUGGCUAGAAAGUAUGUAUACAGCCUUUACUGGUCUACACUGACUUUGACUACCAUUGGUGAAACACCACCUCCUGUGAGGGAUUCUGAGUUUGUUUUUGUGGUGGUUGAUUUCUUAAUUGGAGUGUUAAUUUUUGCUACCAUCGUUGGUAACAUAGGUUCUAUGAUUUCCAACAUGAAUGCAGCCAGAGCAGAAUUUCAAGCAAAGAUUGAUGCUAUCAAGCAGUAUAUGAAUUUUCGAAAUGUAAGCAAAGAUAUGGAAAAGAGGGUUAUUAAAUGGUUUGACUACCUGUGGACCAACAAAAAAACAGUUGAUGAGAGAGAAGUUCUGAAGUAUCUACCGGAUAAACUAAGAGCAGAAAUUGCCAUCAACGUUCACUUAGACACAUUAAAAAAGGUACGCAUUUUUGCUGACUGUGAAGCUGGUCUGUUGGUGGAGUUGGUCUUGAAAUUGCAACCCCAAGUCUACAGUCCUGGAGAUUACAUUUGCAAGAAAGGGGAUAUUGGACGAGAGAUGUACAUCAUCAAGGAAGGCAAACUUGCUGUGGUGGCAGAUGAUGGAAUCACUCAGUUUGUGGUAUUGAGUGAUGGCAGCUACUUUGGUGAGAUCAGCAUUCUUAACAUUAAAGGCAGCAAAGCUGGCAAUCGAAGAACGGCCAAUAUUAAAAGUAUUGGCUACUCAGACCUGUUCUGUCUCUCAAAAGAUGACCUCAUGGAAGCACUAACUGAGUACCCAGAUGCCAAAGCUAUGCUGGAAGAGAAAGGGAAGCAAAUCUUAAUGAAAGAUAAUCUACUGGAUGUAAACAUUGCAAAUGCUGGUAGUGAUCCGAAAGAUCUUGAAGAGAAGGUUACUUACAUGGAGCGGUCAGUAGACCUCCUGCAAACGAGGUUUGCCCGGAUCCUGGCUGAGUAUGAGUCCAUGCAGCAGAAGCUGAAGCAAAGAUUAACCAAAGUUGAGAAAUUUCUGAAACCACUUAUCGACACAGAAUUUUCAGCUAUUGGAGAUUCUGAACUGGAAAGUGGGCCCACAGACUCCACACAGGGCUGA